Messenger RNA from Teleopsis dalmanni, 2641 nucleotides. RefSeq lists its product as uncharacterized. The annotation marks the transcript as partial. The transcript is spliced from 7 exons. The record is from RefSeq and is a predicted model, not a curated record. Lineage: Eukaryota; Metazoa; Arthropoda; Insecta; Diptera; Diopsidae.
UCUGCAUCUGCAACAGCCGGUGAAAUAGGCGCUACAGGAGCUGUAAAGCCUGCCGCCGACGCUAUAACAUUCGAGAAUAAAUUACUGAAGGAAGAAAAAGAAACGCCAACAGGCAUUGAUAUUCAUGAUUUGGAACACGAUGAUAGUUCGUCGAGUACAGUCGACGGCAUUGGUGUUGAUGAAUGUGAAACAGAUCUGGUUGGAUUCGAAAUUAUAACAGGAUAUGUUUUCUCAGCACCGGGUAAGCUGUUGGACUCGUUGCCAGGCACUCUGAUGUUGACUGAUUGUUUGGAGGCAUGUCAGAGCAAUGAAACUUGUCAUGCGGUUAAUUAUGAAACUGGCUUAUGUGUGCUAUUCUCAGCAAAUGCAGAUAAAUUACCAGGUGCACUGACCAAAUCUCAAUUCCCAGUCUUCACCAUUUAUGCGCAGAAAACAUGUCUGGGGGUACGUCCAUGCGCACGUGCCUGGUGUGUGGAUCGUGUGCAGGGCUACAAGUUGAAUGGACAUGCAAGACGCAGCCUGCCAGUGACAUCGAGACGUGAUUGCUUGGAAUUGUGCUUGGGAGAAAAUGAAUUCACAUGCCGAUCAGCAAACUAUUAUCGCAAUACGAAUACUUGUGAACUCUCCGAAAUGGAUCGCAUCACUUUGGCCGGUACGAGUGCAUUCCAACCGCGGGAUGAUAUCGAUUAUUUGGAAAAUAAUUGCGCCGAAGAGCCAAAUAAAUUGUGCGAAUUCAAACGUUUGUCCGGUCGAAUUUUGAAGACCGUUGACUCUGUUUAUCAGGACGUGGGUAGUAUAGAAGAGUGUCGUGAUUUAUGUUUAAAUUCUCCUUACAGAUGUCACUCAUAUGACUAUGGUGAUACUGGUGAUAUGGUCUGCCGUCUAUCUCAUCAUAGCCGAGCAACAUUAGCCGAUGUAGAGGACCCUUACUUAGAAGUACCGGAAGCAUCUACAUAUGAACUCUCUUCUUGUUACAAUGUCACAAUAGAGUGCGGUGCAGGUGAUAUGAUCGCACGUAUCAGAACUUCUAAACUAUUCGACGGCAAAGUGUAUGCGAAGGGUUCACCAAAAUCUUGCGCGGUGGAUGUCAAGACAGCACUUGACUUUGAAUUGCGCAUGGGCUACCAAGAUUUAGAGUGUAAUGUACGUCAAAGCGGUUCAGGGCGCUAUGUUAACGAUGUUGUCAUACAACAUCAUGACACAAUUGUGACAUCAUCAGAUUUGGGAUUAGCAGUUACUUGUCAAUAUGAUUUAACUAACAAAUCUGUCACGAAUGACGUUGACUUAGAUGUUAAGGGUGAUAUAGAACCAGCACUAUCAGAAGAAGUAAUAGUCGAUUCACCUAAUGUCAUCAUGAAAAUAACAUCACGCGAUGGUUCAGAUGUUAUGCGUUCAGCUGAAGUUGGCGAUCCAUUAGCACUUAAAUUUGAAAUACUUGACGAGCAAAGUCCUUAUGAAAUAUUCGUACGCGAACUUGUGGCUAUGGAUGGUGGUGAUAAUGCUGAAAUAACGCUUAUUGACUCAAGGGGUUGCCCAACAGAUCACUUCAUCAUGGGACCAAUUAACAAGAGUUCAUUAUCUGGUAAGGUGCUGUUGUCACACUUUGAUGCCUUCAAAUUUCCAUCGUCUGAAGUUGUGCAAUUCCGCGCUUUGGUCACACCAUGCAUGCCAACAUGUGAGCCCGUACAAUGCGACCAAGAUGAUUUCAGUGCUGAACUCAAAUCGCUGACUUCGUACGGACGCAGAAGAAGGCGUUCAUUAAACGCAACAGAAACAUUUAUUGGCAACACUCGACAACGAUCUCGUCGUGAGACAACAAAAAAACCCAGCCAGGACGAUAUGCUUUUAGUGCAAUCAAUUCAGAUCACUGACAAAUUUGGAUUCGAUAAGCAACAGCAAACCAAAACAUCCGCAUACGAUACCAGCGGAGAGACCGUUUUCAUCUCUAAUGACGCUACACAAGGGUUCUGCGUUAAUGCAAUUGGACUCAUUGUUGCAACAACUGUAUUCCUCCUUGCCCAAUUAUCAGUAAUAGCAAUAUGGACAUAUAUCUACCAGAGACGCCGAAAACAACAAGCGUACACAAGUGAUGGCAUUGGUACAACAUCUGCCUAUGGUGGACACACCAGCUCUACAGGAUCGACUAUUCUACCAACUGCGCGAACAGAAUCUCUUUGCAAAUUAUACGAAAGUGGCAUUGCUGGACGACACGGACUACAAUUUUAAGAACUACGACUAAUGAGAUUGGAAAAAAACGUAUAUAUACCACCUUUUUUUAAAAGAAGAACAAAUAAGUAAUUACUUAAGAUGCUUGAGGAGAGACAGGAGCAUCAUUAUUUAAGAAAAAGUUGCAAUAUGAAAACAUUAGAAGACGCCAUUAAAAAUGUCAAAAGUAUUUAUGGUGCCGAAUAGUUUAAUACUUGCGGGAAGCAAUAUAAAUAUUAAAUAUUAUUUAAAAAACAAUUAUCGAUUAUAAUUAACUAUGCAGUUGUAGUCUUAACUUAGUUAUAAGUGAGAAAAUCAUACUUUAAGCAAAUUAAAUCACAUAGCAAAUCUUUCGAGAGCAUAAUUUUGGAAAAAAGGACGACUGAUAUAUUUGGAGAACAAUAUCCAGCAAUUUUGGAUUGUUUUAUAUACUGCA